Nicotiana tabacum (common tobacco) is the source of this 2087-nucleotide messenger RNA. Its product is annotated as C-type lectin receptor-like tyrosine-protein kinase At1g52310. The record is from RefSeq and is a predicted model, not a curated record. Gene Ontology annotation, biological process: protein phosphorylation. Gene Ontology annotation, molecular function: ATP binding; protein tyrosine kinase activity. NCBI's taxonomy places the organism in Eukaryota, Viridiplantae, Streptophyta, Magnoliopsida, Solanales, Solanaceae.
UCUGAACAACACUUGUCUUCUCCAAAAGUCCACCGCUUUAAAUUCAACUAACCACUCAACACUUUUAACUUACCCCAUUUCCCAAAUGUGAAGUCUUUCACUUUCUCUCUUACUAAAACCCUACCCACCCAUUUUCCACAAUGCCCAACCCCAAACCGAAAUCAUUCUAGGUUUUGCUAAACAGUGAGAAUAAGUGAUGGGUGUUAAGCUUCUGAUGCAUUUACAGUUCCCUUUGCUUCUAUUUUCUUGUUUUCUGCUUCAGCUCUCUGCUUCCACUUCUGUCUCCAAUAAGACAGUUGAUGCACAAGUAGCCCCUUCUUCUGAGAAUCAAAGUCAUGAUGAUGCAGGAAGAUGUGAUCCUGGUUGGUUUAGCAGCCCAAAUGGGAAAAAGUGUUUCAAAUAUAAUGCAACCUCUUUGCAAUGGGAUGAAUCAGAGAUUUACUGCAACAGUUUUGGAGGAAACCUUGCUGCCAUAACAUCUUCAGAAGAACUGAACUUUGUCCAAAAGCUCUGUGGCAAUGAUAGUAACAGAUGCUGGGUUGGUGGAAAGAGCAUUAAUACUACUGCUGGUUUGGGUUGGAAAUGGUCUGACAAUGAAGCUAGUUGGAAUGAGAGUCUUGAUCUUAAGUCAACUUUUAACUCAAGUUGCAAAAAUUUCUCAUGCUAUGGCUUUAAGUCAGCGGAUUUGUGUACAUCGAUAACCAAUGGCACUACACCCCUUAUAGCUGAGAGAUGCAAUACAACUCAUGCCUCUAUAUGCAUGCUUGAUGCCGGGAGCAAGUGUCGCCAUAUGCGCUGCCACAGGGAAUAUCUCAUUAUCCUUGCAGUUGUGAGUGGGUUGAUUCUUUGCACUACUUUGGCUGUUGUGAUAUGGCUUCUUGUUUAUAGGCGAAGUAAAAGACGGAGAAGAUCUCGUGCAUCAUUAGCAUUAGUUCCACCAUCUUGGAAAAUCUUCAAUCGUGACGAAGUAAAGUCCAUGACAAAGAAUUUCAGUGAAGUAAAUCGUCUCCUUGGGGAUGCCAAAACAGGUGGUACCUAUAGUGGGCUUUUACCUGACGGUUCAAGGGUGGCUGUGAAAAGAUUGAAGAGGUCUGGCUUUCAGAGGAAGAAGGAGUUCUACUCUGAGAUUGGAAGGGUUGCAAGACUUCAUCAUCCAAAUCUGGUCUCCAUCAAAGGAUGUUGUUAUCAUCAUGGUGACCGCUAUAUCCUGUACGAGUUUAUUAUCAAUGGACCCCUGGAUAGGUGGCUACACCAUAUUCCUAGAGGAGGUAGGAGUUUGGACUGGAGCAUGAGAAUGAAAGUCGCCACCACCCUUGCUCAAGGAAUUGCGUUUCUUCAUGACAAAGUGAAGCCACAAGUUGUGCAUAGGGAUAUUCGUGCAAGCAAUGUACUUCUUGACGAAGAUUUUGGCGCCCAUCUAAUGGGAGUUGGUCUGUCUAAGUUUGUACCAUGGGAAGUAAUGCAUGAGAGGAGAGUCAUGGCAGGUGGUACUCAUGGGUAUCUUGCUCCGGAGUUUGUUUACAGAAAUGAGCUUACUACAAAAAGUGACGUUUAUAGCUUUGGAGUUCUCCUGCUUGAAAUUAUGAGCGGACGAAGACCAGCACAAGCAGUUGAUUCUGUUGGUUGGCAGAGUAUAUUUGAAUGGGCCACGCCUCUGGUGCAGGCCCAUCGCUAUGUAGAGCUCUUGGAUCCUCUCAUAUCAUCUUCUUCUUCUUCUCGUAUUCCUGAAGUUGGAGUUAUCCAAAAGGUUGUUGACCUUGUUUAUUCUUGUACACAACAUGUGCCAUCAAUGCGUCCGAGGAUGUCCCACGUUGUCCACCAGCUGCAACAAUUAGCUCAACCUCCUAGUGUAAAGUAAGUAGAGAAGAAUUACAGAUCUGCAGUUCUUCUAACAGAAACUAGUUACACUAUGUUUCUAACCUAUUUGCAAGGGCCACAACUGUUUUAGGAUUUUAUUAUCACCUUGCUGAUGGACAUGCAAUGCCUUGAAACAGUCCAUAAUGGUUAAAAUGUAGCUACAGUUACUAAUCUGUACGUGUAAGGCCAGUUGAUUUUCACUUGAUAUCACCAAAGCCGGUAUGCAUUCA